Molecule: messenger RNA, 2071 nt
Organism: Halichondria panicea
Lineage: Eukaryota; Metazoa; Porifera; Demospongiae; Suberitida; Halichondriidae
Product: cytochrome P450 3A24-like
Exons: 13
Coding region: 143-1648 (501 amino acids)
Molecular function (GO): steroid hydroxylase activity; heme binding; iron ion binding
Source: RefSeq, a predicted model, not a curated record
AUGAGUGAACAUAAUUAAAUAUUAUGGUUGCCCAAUAGAUUCAAAAUCUCUAGGCAUAACUGAAGUCCUUCAAUUUUUGUUCAAUAGCACAUGAAUGUGUACCUGACUUGUGUGUACCUAAAGUAUCUAUAGCUAGCUACUGAUGGCUCUGAGUUGGCUACUCCUGCUGAUAUGCUUCAUUCUGGCUUAUAUAGGAUACAAGCUCUUUUCAUCGCUUUGGCUCCUACAGAACAGUGGCAUUCAGUGCCCCCUUCCCUUCCCCAUUGUCGGCAACAACUGUCUGAGAUACAAAAUGGGAUACAUGAAAUUUCACGAACACCUCAAGAAACAACAUGGCCCUAUGCCAGGGUUUUAUUUGGGGCAUGUGCCAUUUCUAGCAGUUACGGACGGAGAUAUGUUGAAGCAAAUCAUGGUCAAAGAGUUCAAUUGUUUCCCUGAUCGCCCACUCCUGGCCUUGACCAAGAAAGGGUCUGCUCCUAGAGGGCUGUUGAGUGCCCGAGGGGAGGAAUGGAAGACGGCUAGACACACCCUCUCCCCCUCAUUCUCUGCUGCCAAGAUGAAAGCCAUGGUACCACAAAUUGAAAAGAGUGUCGAAACACUGGCUGAUAUUUUCAGAGAGCAGGCAGAUUCAGCUGAGAGUGUUAAUGUUUGUAGGAUAUUCGGUAACUAUACCAUGGAGACGAUCUUAAUGAUGGCGUUUGGGCAGAGUGUGGACAUACAGAGGGGAGAGAGUGAUGAGAUUGUUGAAGCUGCUAGGAAGAUCUUUCUUCUCUCUGAUGAACGAAAGAGUACCUUUCUUGUUCUCGUAAUACUACCACUAAUGCAUGCCUUUCCAUGGCUGGAAUUCUUUCUACGAUUUCUGGUAUCACAAACGCAACUUGCAAAGUACUCAAAAAUUAUAUCUUCUGUGGCAAAGCAACUGGUCAGGCAGAGGAGAAACAGCCCAAUCCCUCAAAAGUACAAGGAUUUGCUUCAGUCGAUGAUAGAGGCUAUAAAAGAUGACCAAAUGAAACUGACUGACGAACAGAUUGUAGCACAUUCUACCACAUUCCUAUUGGCCGGUUAUGAGACCACCUCCAAUACUCUAGCGUACGUAUCAUACCUGUUGGCCCUCAACCCCAUAAUCCAGGAGAAACUGCAGCAGGAAAUUGACAACUACUUUGACAACAAUCCAGAGGCCCCACCUUAUGAGGCUGCUCAGGAGAUAGAGUACCUGGAGAAGGUCAUACACGAAACACUACGACUGCACUGUCCUGUUGGAAGCAUAUUGCGCUACUGUCAGAAGAGUACUGUCCUAAAUGGAGUGACUGUUCCUAAAGGAGUCAUUGUUGAUGUGCCAGUGUAUACAAUACACAAGGACCCAAGAUAUUGGCCUAAUCCAGAGGUCUUUGAUCCUGAGAGGUUCUCCCCUGAGGAGAAGUCCAAGCGCCCUCCACUGAGUUAUAUCCCAUUUGGUUACGGUCAAAGAAAGUGUCUAGGUAUGAGAUUUGCACUGCUGGAGGCUAAACUGGCUCUCAUUCACCUGCUCAGGAGAUUCACGUUCACACAGACACCAGACACAGAGGUACCACUGCAAGUGUCAAUUGGGAUGUCUGUUGCUCCCAAGAAUGGUAUCUUCCUGAAAAUCAAGAGAAGAGAGCACCAUUAAUUUUACAUAAUUAUACCAUGCAAUUUCAUAAUUAUCCAUAUUAUUAUUUCGACAUGUACGUAUUGUCCCUGCAUGUGCAAUAAUUAUAAUCUGAUCGUAAGAAUUAUAGUUGUGGUCAUGCACUGUGUGUAUGGUGGGCCGUUUCAUCGAACCUUUCAUAAGAUAGCCAAACUAGCUAUAAAUUAUACUGAUCUAUAUAAAUGUUGUGACAAGUUCCAACUUAGCCGGAAACCGUUGGCCUUUUCUCUCCCUAACCGAUUACCCACUAUAACAAUUGUUUACUGUUUUAUUAAUCACCACAAACCUACCACCUUAUGUUGUCAUGGAAACAAUUUUGGAUAUGUUGUAACUUAUUCAUUCGACAGGCACAAUACGAUGCAUGGCUCCUAUUUAGCUAGGUUACCAUAAUUAUAAACCCUAAUA